UUUGACAGGGAACUAAUAUGAAUCUGUCAGUGGAUACAGGGACAAUACAUUUCAUCACUUGGAACGUUAAUGGACUUAAAGAACAAAGAAAUAAAAAAUUUAGAGAACUACGUAAUGCUGCUGUUGUUUUCUUACAAGAGACACACAUCGGGGAAAAUGAUAAUCAUAUUUUAGAGUGCAGUGAAGAUGAGUGGCAUAUUUUCUUCACAAAGUUUACAUCAUCCCGAAGAGGAACAGCUAUACUUGUUAGGAAAACAUUAGACUUUGAAUACAUCAGUGAUGACAAAGAUACUUAUGCAGGAUAUAUUGUGUUGAAAUGUAAACUGCAAGGUCAGUUGUACACACUUGUUAGCAUUUAUAACCACCAAACUGACACAAAAACCCUUGAUAAACUUUCAAGGUACCUGCAGUUAAUGGCCACAGGGUUGCUGGUGAUUGGUGGAGAUUUCAACACUGUUCUCAAUCCCUUUAUCGACAAAAAAUGUUAUACCAACAAGGUGACAAAUAACCGAACUCAGAGCAAACUGCUUCCCUGUGUGGAAAAUUUUAUGAAAUCUCUUCAGCUUGUCGACAUCUGGAGAAGAAAAAACCCUGUAAAGCAGAAUCACACAUUCUGCAGAGGUGAAACUUCAUCACGACUGGAUUACUUCUUCAUUCCAGAAGAAUGUUUGUGGCGUGUCAGAAGUUGUGACAUCAGCGAUUCGGAGAGACCUGACCAUCAGCCUUUGUCCUUGAAGAUCAACAAUGUCUCCGCAGACACUUUACAGGAACAUCUCCAGAUACAAUCACUCUCACAACUGCUCAGGGAUAAAAGUCAUUUCGGGAUCGAUUUAUCAUUGGUUCAAGAAGGCUCACAUGUACUCAGUGAGGUUGACAUUGUCUCAGCUGUACAUUCUCUUCAGGUGUCAGACACACCAAGACCAGAUGGCAUUCCAGUUUCCUUCUACAAAGAGAAAAUUCAAGAUAUAAUUCCAUACAUAAAGGUGCUAUAUGAUGGAAUCUGCAGUGGCAAAUUAAACUGCUCUGAGAAGCGUUUUAAUGAAUCUGUGAAAAGUCCACAUGACAACAGUCAACACUUUUUUAAUGUUGACUACCUCAUAAUCGCAACUAUUCUAGCAAGACGCCUAGAAGACUUCCUGGAGUCUCAGUCGGAGGGGCGGAUACCAAGAGAUUCAAUUCCUGUCCUGAUCAGUCCCAAAGCCCUCAGCACUCAGACUGUGCUGUGUUGUAUUGAGGAAGAGUUAGAAAGGCAACAACAUUCAACUUCCCAACUUUUUCCAGCUUUGUCUCAGGACUUCCUUUCUGUGAAAAGCCUUGUUAGAAGCCCUUGUCAGGGCUGCCCUUUGACCCCAGUCCUCAUAUCUUUAGCACUGAAAUGCUUUGCCUCAAAGCUAUUUCAGAAUUUAGAAAAGCAUGUAUUUUAUGUCUUCAAACAAAGUGUGAUAGUCUGCGUCCUACCGGAGGACCUACAUCAGGUACAUGCUAUUGUGAGAAACAGCACUGAUGAAGAAUAUGACAUUGUGACAUUACCCAGAGGAAAUGGUGAACCUUUACAAGAAACCAGCCUGGACAGUGAGUCUGAGAUGGAAGACUGGGAUACACAGAUGGAUGGAGCAGAAGAACGAUGGCCUAAAAGAGCUGCAUUCAAAAUGUCAAGCAUGUAUGCUGUUGUAACCUUGCAAGAUUCAGAUGAGGUGAUGGUGGUAGCAUCAAACUGGCUGAACACAGACAAGACACAAUGUCACUGGCCCCCAUUCAGAUCAGCAGAGAAGUACAUGCAAGCUGUGAAAGACAGAACUGAGCCUUCAACAGCAGGAAAACCAUGGGACAUGUUAAACAUUCUCUUACAUGCAGAAUACGGUAACACU
Messenger RNA from Sinocyclocheilus rhinocerous, 1868 nucleotides. RefSeq lists its product as uncharacterized. Gene Ontology annotation, biological process: base-excision repair. Gene Ontology annotation, cellular component: nucleus. The annotation marks the transcript as partial. The record is from RefSeq and is a predicted model, not a curated record. The transcript has 2 exons. NCBI's taxonomy places the organism in Eukaryota, Metazoa, Chordata, Actinopteri, Cypriniformes, Cyprinidae. Gene Ontology annotation, molecular function: double-stranded DNA 3'-5' DNA exonuclease activity; phosphoric diester hydrolase activity; DNA-(apurinic or apyrimidinic site) endonuclease activity.